This is a messenger RNA of Vicugna pacos (alpaca), 1241 nucleotides long. RefSeq names its product myosin light chain 9 (gene MYL9). Lineage: Eukaryota; Metazoa; Chordata; Mammalia; Artiodactyla; Camelidae. Gene Ontology annotation, molecular function: calcium ion binding. The record is from RefSeq and is a predicted model, not a curated record.
UCCGCUCAGCGCACCGAGCCAGCGCCUUCUCCGCACCAGGAAAGCCCCACACACGUGCAGCCAAGAUGUCCAGUAAACGGGCCAAGGCCAAGACCACCAAGAAGCGACCACAGCGGGCCACAUCCAACGUCUUUGCGAUGUUUGACCAGUCCCAGAUCCAGGAGUUUAAGGAGGCCUUCAACAUGAUCGACCAGAACCGAGAUGGCUUUAUUGACAAGGAGGACUUGCAUGACAUGCUGGCAUCAAUGGGGAAGAACCCCACGGACGAGUACCUGGAGGGCAUGAUGAGUGAGGCCCCGGGGCCCAUCAACUUCACCAUGUUCCUCACCAUGUUCGGGGAGAAGCUGAAUGGCACGGACCCCGAGGACGUGAUCCGCAACGCCUUUGCCUGCUUCGACGAGGAGGCCUCAGGUUUCAUCCACGAGGACCACCUUCGGGAGCUGCUGACCACCAUGGGUGACCGCUUCACAGACGAGGAGGUGGACGAGAUGUACCGCGAAGCACCCAUUGAUAAGAAAGGCAACUUCAACUACGUGGAGUUCACCCGCAUUCUCAAACAUGGUGCCAAGGACAAAGACGACUAGGCCACCCCAGUCCCCCAUGCCAGGCCCCUGUCCCAGUCACGUGCUGCCCCGUACACUGUCUGCACCGGCUCUAUGCCCAUGAGCCCACAGGACCCUCUCAGGGGCUCCUCCCUCUUAGGGGUUAGGAGCCCAGCUCACAGGGGAGGAAACAGGCCGAGAGCACACAGUGCCAGGCAAGGGGCACAUCGCCAGUGCAAGGCAGGUGUUCCCACCAUGAACCUCCAAGGAAACACCAUCUUCUUGGGAGCUAGGCCAGAGGGCUGGACCUGGAGGCACCAACAGACAGCCCCUCAAGAAAGCCCAGGCCUCAGGUGUUGCCUGCCCACUCCCAGGCUGCUCCCCACAGGAAGGGCCCUGCAUCCUGGUCUGGGAAGCCAUGUCAUGUGCACCCCCAUGCAGGGCAUGAAAGCCCUUCCCCAGCCACUGUCACAAACACACCAACCUCACUAAGGUCCCUUCUCAGAGGACAGGAUGCCAGACCCCUCCCCUGCACCCUGCCCAGCCACCAGGACACCACCCCUCACAGCAUGCUCCAGAAGAUGCAUGUAGAGUGGACAUUUGUCCCCAAGAGGCAGAAUCUCUAAUAGAAGGCUGAGCACUGCUUCAGGUCUGUGUGUCUGUGGUUGGGGUGAAAUAAAGGAGCCUGUAGGCCCCAAA